Linum tenue is the source of this 3190-nucleotide messenger RNA. The record is from the annotation of a GenBank genome assembly. Lineage: Eukaryota; Viridiplantae; Streptophyta; Magnoliopsida; Malpighiales; Linaceae.
UUGAUUGGCCAGUUUGGGAGAAAGGAGGUGUUUCCCAGAUUCUCAAUUCGAUCAAACAAGAUGACAGCCAGCACGUUUCUUCUUGGCUUGUUUGCUGCCGCCAUUGUCAUCAUCCCGGCCUCAGUCGCCGGCACCGCAGAGCAGCUGAUUUCUUCGGCGGCGGAACAACGGCAGGGCAGAGUUAUAGAUGUGCAAGAAGGAAGAGGUCCAGAGUCAGUCGUGUGGGUGGUUCAACUCUCCGAUCUUCACUUCAGCGUCCACAACCCUGAAAGGGCUCUUGAUUUCAUCAACAUCAUCGGCCCUGUUCUUAGAAUGAUCAACCCUUCUCUCGUCCUUAUCACCGGCGAUCUCACCGAUGGAAAAAGCAAGGACUUGUUGACAAUGAAACAGGACGAGAUUGAGUGGCUUGAAUACAAGUCUGCCAUGGAAGAUGUUGUGAAGAGGAGUGGGCUUGACAAGAACAUUUUCUAUGAUCUCAGAGGGAAUCACGAUAGUUUUGGAGUGCCGGUCGUAGGUGGGUCAUUCGAUUUCUUUUCAAACUACAGCAUUAAUGGGCAGCUGAAGAGAACAGGAAGGGUCAACAGUGUGACACUUGAGACUGCAAAGUACAAGCAUCUAUUUGUUGGGCUGGAUACCACGAUGCCGAUCGGUUUACGAGGUCCGACUAAUCUCUUUGGGCACCCAACGGAUGAAUUACUGGCUGAACUAGACUCGCAACUUUCACAAUGGGAUUCUCAACCUGGCAAACCAGUUAUCAAGAUACCCUUUGGUCAUUUCCCGCUUUCAUUCUCUGCACUCUCACAGUCUCAAAGAAGCCUGGAAGAUAUUUUUCUCAAGCAUUCCGUGUCUGCUUAUCUAUGUGGUCAUCUUCAUACAAGGUUUGGUAAGAAUUUGAAAAGACAUCACCAAGUAAGUGAUAACAUUCGGACCUUGCAGAAGUUGGUCCAGUUAAAUAUGCACCACUUGCCUUCAGACAGUUCAAUUAAUUGUUCAUUUGGAGCCACACAACCCAAUGAGUUCUGGGAGUGGGAGAUGGGUGACUGGAGGAGGAGCAGAGCAAUGCGUAUCGUGGCUAUUGAUAGAGGUCAUGUUUCAUACAUUGAUUUAGACUUUAAGGUUGGACUUAGGAAAACUAUUGUAAUGCCCACAUUUCCACUUGACUCUCGGUUCAUGUUAACAUCUUCAUCACGUCGAAAGUAUGAGUGUCAACAUAUGGUUCCUUCCUCUUUUGAGACGGUUAGGGCUCUUGUUUUUUCUGCUUCCCCAAUUUUAUCAGUGGUGGUCAGGAUUUAUGAUUCUAAACCUGGAACUUUUGAUAUGGUCAUGGAGACGGAAAUGACAAAGAUUUCUGGAGAAUCAUCCAGAGCUGAGUUUUAUGCUGCUCCAUGGAAUUAUAGGGCCUUUGAAGACCCAUCUCCGGACAGAUAUUGGCUGCAAAUAGAAGCGAUUGAUGCAAUGCAAAGAUCAACUGUCAGUGAAAUGAGGGCAUUUUCUAUUGAUGGCAUAACUGCUCAGACCUCAUGGACAUGGAAAGAAUUUUAUGUAAUGGGUUUUCAAUGGUCUGAACUAUAUUACCCGAUUCUGUGGUCAAUUGUGUCUUUGAUACUGUCCACUCUUCUAAUUCCGAGAGCUCUCCUCAUUUUCUCAAGGAAACAAUACACUUACAGAUAUUUCAUUGCUGGAAAAGGGUUUGUUAGAGGGAUACCAUGGGUUUUGCUAGAACUAUGCAGGCUUCCUGUUGUAUGGUCUGGCAUUUUGGGAUAUGUCAUCUACCUCAUAGUAUGCCCUUGGUUUUUGGGGCAAGUGUUUGUUCACAAUGAGAAGAAAGUGUACAUGACAUAUAUGGGAUGGGCUGUGGAAUCUUUUAAUCAGCAGGGAAAGCAUGAAUAUAUUGGAGUCCCAGAUGUGAUGGUGCUUGUUCUUCCCCAUCUUGUCUUUGUGGUUUUGCCCACGAUUUUUGUGACAGGAGGAUUCGUGGCUGAAAGAAGUAUUUACAGAGAACACGUUCUUUCCCUGUCAGGAAAGAAAGAAGACGAUGAUUGCAGUCAGAAAAUCAGAACAUCAAAAUGGUAUGGACAGAGGUGGAUCCGAAAGGUUCUCUUGGUGGUUGCCUUAGCAAUUUACUGGAAGCAUUUUAAGAGUUGCAGGUCUCUCAUGAAAGCUUUUGAGAUGAAUCCAUUGAUCCAUUUCCCAGUGUAUGCCCUUGCCAUUCCACUUCUGUUGGCCUAUACCAUUUACCAAACCCGGACAAUCUAAUUGAUGGAGACAGGGCAAGAAGGUGGUGCUGCGGCUUGCUUUCUUGACAAGCAAAUGAUUCUGAAAGGUCGUCUAUCUUUUCUUACCGGCCUCGUCAAUGCUCAAAUGCACCUCAAAUGUCAUAUGAACUUGUAAAUGAGCAUCCUAAACUGUCAUUUCUACAACAAGAAGAAAGCUUAGCAGCCUCAAGUUCUUACAAGGAUGCUUCAAGAAAAGGGGACCGGUUGGGACACAUGAAGAGAGAAUGAAAACAUCAAUGAAUGCCAUAGCGACCGUUUUCAUGGUGGCAUUGAUAACUUUGGGGUCAUCGUCAACAACUACACUGGUGAAUGCGCAGCUAGCCGCCGUGACAUGUCCAGGCGCCCUGCUUCAGCUGCUGCCCUGCCUGCCAUUCCUCACCAAGCAAGUCGCAUCCCCGCCUGCCCAAUGCUGCUCGAAUGUUAAGCUGCUGAACGACGAGGCGAACACCGCUGCCAUCCGUCAGCAGCUCUGCAAGUGCUUCAAGCCUGCUGCCAUCACCUACAAGGUCGAUCCUGCCGUCGCCAAGGCUCUCCCUGGCUUGUGCCGCGUCAAUGUCCCCGUCCCUAUCGAUCCCAAGAUCGACUGCAACACGAUUUCCUAGAUGUGAGAUACGGAUGAAGUUGUGGAGCCAUGGAAGGCGAUGGGCCUCCAUGGAUCUUGGACCAGAGUUUGCUAUACAAAUUAAUGAAAUGGUGUUGAUGAUGAUACAUAAAACACAGUUCUUCGAUGGUUGAUUACUGCACACACAGGGAAAGGAAGUCGGAAUAAACAGCUAGCUAGCUUGCUUAGUUAAUAAAAACAGAAGUUGUGUUCUAUAUAUGUGUUUCAUUUUUAGAAUCGUUUUGCAAUGUCUUCACCUUCAACUAAACAAAUUAAUUUGCUAUGUACUUCGAAUAUAACUCCAAGUGUGGGU